CGGGCGUUGUCUCAGGGAGCGGUGAAUCCGGUCGCGCAAUUGGCUCGCUUCUCGUCGAUGCAGCGGCAACAGCAAUAGCAGCAGCAUCGGCACCAGCAGCAGUUUUAACAGCGGUGGAGAGACGAGAGGGAGAAAAAUCAGCUCGUGUUUCUAGAUUCGUAAUCCCAUCGUUGUCGCGGUGCGAAAGUGAGUUUGUAAACUUUGAGAGAGAGAGAGAGAGAGAGAGGGAGAGAGGGAGAGGUCUGUCGCGAGCGCGUUCGAGAACGCGUGUCGUUCAAGAUGGCUACCGCCGGCAACGCGUCGGCCGGCGGCGAGUCGAAUGGUGCCGGUAAUAAUAACGUGCCUCAAUGGAAAAGGGAUCUGAUACAACGACGGAGACAACAAAACAAAGUUCUAUCGAGCAACGGAGCGAGCGCAAAACUCUCGUCGACGGAGAGUCGCGAGGACGUUGCGAUAGUUUGUCGUCAGGAACAACGAGACGCAUCAUCGACGAAAACGACGACAGUAACGACAACGUGCGAGGAAGAAAAGUUCGGUAAUGGCAGUAACGAGUCUGCUACUAUCGUCUUUGCUGAUGCUGCUAGUGGUAGUGUUAGUGGUACUGGGGGCGGCAUGGGCGGCCUCCCUACCCCUACUAUAAUGGCCGCGCUUGUCGGCAGGGGGCUCGCUAGUGGCGCCACCCUUCUCCACGGCGGUAAUAGCUGCGAAAUUGGCUCAGUGGCGCGCAACAUGCGUCUCGAGGCGGAUCUCUCACUUUGCUCCGAUUCGGAGGAUGUAAACGGUAGUGGUGCUAGUGGUGCUUCGAUCAGAUCCACGGACAUGGAACGAAAGAUGGAGCACGGUGGAGAUGAUUACGAGAUCGAAGAUAACGUUCUCGGGACGAGGAGAACGCGCGACAACGUAUUCGUCGAAGAACUUAGUGGUAACGCGACGAGCGGCGUCAACACCGUCGGCAUGAGGACGAACGAAGCCGACGCCGAGAGCGACAGUUCCGAGGAACUACAAUACGGUCCUGGUAUCGUGAAUAAACUUAAAAGCAAAUAUCUCAAUCUCGCUCUUAGGGAAACGAACAAGAGUCGGGCGACCGUUCAACGUUUUCGACGCGCUGCUAGUCUGGAAGAUCUACUCGAUCGAGAGGACGAACCGACGAACGAAAAGAAUGCGACUACCGUUUCCGGUAGGAAGUACGCUAAGAGAAACGUGGCCGGGCAAACAAGCAAAACCGGCGGCGAUAGGUAUCGCAAUGCUAAUCGUGGUAACGAAACGAUGAAGAGAGCUAGAAGCGUCGAAACUCUCGUCAGGUACAAUGCCAGUUCGUCCUCGAUCGAUGAUUCCGGUCUCGCUAAGACGAAUCCUAACAUGAGGAUCACGUCGAGACAGGAUCCGAUUAACGAUCACAUCGUUCUCGUCGACAGGAGCACCGUUAAGAUAGAGAGUCGACUGAGCGAGAUAGACCGGCCCAAGGCGGCAAACAAGCCGAAAAGAAUCAAGCCAGUUUUGGCAGAAACCGAACGGCCUCCUCCCGAUCUAGUCAAGACGACGAUGCGCAUAUUCGAAGGAUCGGCGAAAAAGUUGAAGCCUAAAGGAGAGGUCGCUGCUAAGGUAGCGACCUUCAAGACGAUCAACGAUACUUUCAAAGCUCAGAAUCAAAAGAAGGUACUACCUAAACCGCCGCUACAGCCUAAACCCUUUGUCAAUGGUAAUGCUAGGACAAAUACUACUGGUUCCUCGUCACCGAAGAAGAUCGUCUUACCUCAAAAACCAACGGCCGAACUCAUAGAAAAAGAUGAGGAGUUCCAUUUCGAUGGUGUUAUUACCGAUCCUAUAGUACAAUCAGUUUCUUCUGUAGUGAGCAAGUUUCAGCAGAUUGAAAAGUCUCAUUCGCCGUCACCUUCGCCAGAGCCUACCUUUAAUAAGCUCAGGUUUUCUCCAGCACCGAGUCCAGAACCUCAAAAUAGGUCUAAAGUUGGUACUCUUGAGAUAGGUAUUAAGUCUCCGCCUUUGACUCCGCUGCUGUCACCUAGGAUCUCUUCUCCAGCUGCUCAGAGUCCGUCUUCGCCUAUCAAGGAUGUCAAUAUUCCGUUACUUCAGAGUUCCAGUCCAAUUCGUAAACCUAGCCAGGCUAAAGAGAUCACAGAAACUGGUAAGCUCGUGCAAACACAUACCAGGCAGAUGGAAAAAGAAAUGAUCUUGUCUACGAGACAGAGGUUGCCGAGUCCUAAAAAAAAUGAAAGCAACGAGUCGUCCAUUUCGAAGGAUCUUUCUAUUGAUGAGCUUAGACUAGAACCGGAAGUAGUAGAAGAAGUAGUGGAUCAAGAUGAAGAAGAAGAAGAGGAAGAAGAAGAAGAAGAAGAGAAGAAUAAAGAUAUACAGGAUGGGCCGAAAACAAUUUCUUCCUCGGCUUUAGAUAAUAUUGGUAAAGCCGGUACAACAAUGUGUUUCAGGUUCAACGAUGAGUCCAACAGCAGGGAGAAGAAUUAUUUACCAGGUGUGAAACAAAAUGGGCGAAAAGUCGAGGAAAGAGCAACAAGUAUAUCAAAGGCUAGUAGCUGUGAUAUAAAAAGUAAUGAAUCCUUUGUUGGAAUUCUUCGGGAUCAGGAAAUAGCUUCGAAACUUCUUCGCGAGAGAUUGGCUUUAGAUAAAGAUGACAAGAAGAAGAAUGGGGACAAUGGUGAGAUUGAAGAGAAGAAGGCUGAUAACAAACCUCCUAAGUCUGCUAGCUUAAUCAGUUCUACCACAACGUCCUAUUCUCAGGGUAACGAAUCUAAAACGAUAAGAUGUCCAAAAAGUGAAUCGUCUCCACCUCAAAAGCAAAUUGGUAUCAUAAGACCACUUGUGUCUACCAAAACCCAACUUCCUCAACAGAAUUUAAGCAAUCGAGAAUUAGAGAAGAAUCUUAUAAAUCGCGUUAAAAGUAUAGAACAACCUACAAAGGUUGUAGUUAGUUUGAAGAGUGCUGAUGAGAUACAGCCAACUAAGAAGUCGACUUCCACCGUUGGUGCUGGUGCUGGUACUGGUGCUGGUGCUGGUGCUGGUGGUGGUGGUGGUGGUGGUGGUCUUUGGGAUGCCAAACCUUGGAAUCAACAGAACAACACAAUGGUCUUCAAUUUUAGCAACAGGAAGGACGUUCCUGAUUAUAUAGAGAACGAUGGCCUUAUUAUCAAAAGGAAACGUGAGAAGCCAAAGGUUGGAGAUGGUGGCAUCAUAGUGCUCGACGCAACUUUGGAUGCUUCAACGACCGACGAUUCCGAAUGGGAACUUUCGGGUGGACCACCGUCACCUUGCGAUGUAUCCUUUCUCAAUGACAAUAUUCUUAUCAAUGGUCGGAGCAAUCUAUCGAGAACACCAAGAAAUCACAAGCAUCGAAUACAAUUUGAUGAUAUGGCGACGCGUACCUUCGAAUAUCCAAGCGAGGCCUCUAUGCUGGAGGGCGAGGGCAGCAUCGUGGAUGGUGAAACCUCUGCUUCCGGAGAGCAAUCUACGCAGAUCAGCAAUAAAACGUCCGCGACCGGUUCGACGACGAGCAUCCCGUCGCUUCUCGGAGGUGGUGGUUUGGCGAGCUAUACACCGAGCAAAGUGGAUUUGGCAUCUGAGGGCUUCGAAUUAGGUGUCACCAGGGCUACGUUAACAACGGGUACAAGCUUAACUACGAACAACACGAAUGGCAACGAUCAACAACAGCAGCAGCAGCAGCAGCAACAGCAGCAAGGGCAAAACGCGAGCGAGGUCGACUACUUGAAACCUGCUCAAGAUGGUAAUGCAUGGGGUUCCGAGACGACCGGUGAUCUUCUUUAUUGAAUAGCCGAUGAACCGGUGAAGAAGAAGAAAUAAACAUAGGAGCGAGAAAAGAGGAGAGAAAGAAAGACAAAACUGCGAGAGCCCAAAAAGAAAGAAAAAAGGGAAUCACGUUGAAAUAUUUUCUGCCUUUCUACCUUGAA
This is a messenger RNA of Vespula pensylvanica (western yellowjacket), 3938 nucleotides long. RefSeq lists its product as uncharacterized. The transcript has 4 exons. The record is from RefSeq and is a predicted model, not a curated record. Gene Ontology annotation, biological process: chemotaxis; neuronal signal transduction. Gene Ontology annotation, cellular component: rough endoplasmic reticulum membrane; nuclear membrane. NCBI's taxonomy places the organism in Eukaryota, Metazoa, Arthropoda, Insecta, Hymenoptera, Vespidae. Gene Ontology annotation, molecular function: microtubule binding. Bases 280 to 3798 code for a protein of 1172 amino acids.